This is a messenger RNA of Cajanus cajan (pigeon pea), 1978 nucleotides long. Its product is annotated as cytochrome P450 704C1. Lineage: Eukaryota; Viridiplantae; Streptophyta; Magnoliopsida; Fabales; Fabaceae. The record is from RefSeq and is a predicted model, not a curated record. Gene Ontology annotation, molecular function: iron ion binding; monooxygenase activity; oxidoreductase activity, acting on paired donors, with incorporation or reduction of molecular oxygen.
CUUCUUAAAAAGUUAAAUAGAGGGUUUACAAAACAAUGUGUUAUAAAUGAGCCAAAACUGCAUUCUGCUGAGUUGAACAUUCUAUGAAACCCCGCAUUGACCUCUAAUAAGAGGUCCUUCACUGCGUUUUUCUUUUGCUGUUGGACCUGCACACGCUACCUUUUCUUUGAUCACAAGAUUCACCACCUCUGAAGAGAAAAAAAAAAAAAAACAUGGAUGUUUGGUACACCCUGUUGAGUUUCAUAGCCUUUUCUUUUCUGGGUAUGUUCCUAGUCUUUUGUUUCAUCACGUUGACCAUGGUCCUAGGAAAAUCAAUAGGGGACCCUGAUUAUGCUCCAGUGAAAGGCACAGUGUUUAGCCAGCUAUUCUACUUCAGCACACUUCAUGACUACCAUGCUCAAGUGGCCAAAACUCAUCCAACUUUUCGGCUUCUGGCUCCAGAACAAAGCGAGGUGUACACAAUAGACCCGCGGAAUAUUGAACACGUGCUCAAAACCAACUUUGACAAGUACUCCAAAGGCAAGUAUAACCAGGAUAUUAUCACUGAUCUUUUUGGCGAGGGGAUUUUUGUUGUUGAUGGUGACAAGUGGAGGCAACAAAGGAAGCUUGCAAGUUAUGAAUUCUCCACAAGAGUUCUUAGAGACUACAGUUGUUCUGUUUUCAGAAGGAAUGCUGCCAAGUUGGUCAGGGUUGUCUCAGAAUUUUCCCACCAGGGUCGGGCUUUUGAUAUGCAAGACAUGCUAAUGAGGUGCACUCUGGACUCCAUAUUCAAAGUUGGGUUUGGAACGGAAUUGAAUUGCUUGGAGGGAUCAAGCAAAGAGGGAAGUGAAUUCAUGAAGGCCUUUGAUGAGUCAAAUGCUUUGACUUAUUGGCGCUAUGUUGAUCCAUUCUGGAGGCUCAAGAGGUUUCUUAACAUUGGUUGUGAAGCUACCCUUAAGAGAAACGUGAAAAUAAUAGAUGAUUUUGUCCAUGAAGUAAUUAAGACCAGAAAAGCACAAUUGGAAGUUCAACAAAAAUCUAAUGUCAAGCAAGACAUACUAUCAAGGUUUUUGAUGGAGAGCAGGAAGAACCAAAAGACUAUGACUGAUCAAUAUUUGAGGGAUAUAAUUCUGAACUUUAUGAUAGCUGGCAAAGACACUAGUGCAAAUACUCUUUCAUGGUUCUUCUACAUGCUCAGCAAGAACCCUCUUAUAGAGGAAAAGAUUUCUCAAGAAGUGAAAGAUGUCACUUGUAGCCAUGAAAGUGAACCAAGCAUAGAGGAGUUUGUGACAAAAAUAACAGAUGACACACUUGAUAAAAUGCACUAUCUUCAUGCAGCAUUGACAGAAACCUUGAGACUUUACCCUGCAGUCCCUGUGGAUGGGAGGACCUCAGAGGCACCUGAUAUUCUUCCUGAUGGUUACAAACUGAAAAAGGGGGAUGGAUUGUACUACUUGGCCUAUGGUAUGGGUAGGAUGUCUUCCAUUUGGGGUGAAGAUGCUGAGGAGUUUCGCCCUGAAAGAUGGCUCAACAAUGGAAUUUUUCAACCUGAAUCACCAUUCAAAUUCGUAGCUUUCCAUGCUGGACCUCGAAUCUGCUUAGGGAAGGAUUUUGCUUACAGACAGAUGAAAAUAGUAGCAAUGGCUCUUGUUCGUUUCUUCAGGUUUAAACUGGCAAAUGGAACACAACAUGUGACUUAUAGGGUCAUGUUUACCCUUCACAUGGACAAGGGUCUCCCUCUCUGUGCAAUUCCAAGGUCAUGAGUCAUGACUAGGGUGACAAUGAUAUUAACCAAACCAAAUCACUUAGCAGAGUAUCUCUAGUGUUUCAGUUUCACCUUGGUAUAAGAGCUAAUUUGCAAUGUGACUCUGCCAUGUUUCUAGGCAAAGAUAAGAUUAUUUUCCAGUGUUUAUAUAUGUAUAUUUCUAUAAGACUUAUUUAAUGUUUAUGAAACUUCUGGCUUGUCAAUUGAUAUGGAGAAUUUUAUUAAGGUGUUUGA